Messenger RNA from Pterocles gutturalis (yellow-throated sandgrouse), 667 nucleotides. Its product is annotated as histone H2A.Z-like. The annotation marks the transcript as partial. Lineage: Eukaryota; Metazoa; Chordata; Aves; Pterocliformes; Pteroclidae. The transcript has 3 exons. Gene Ontology annotation, cellular component: nucleosome. The record is from RefSeq and is a predicted model, not a curated record. Gene Ontology annotation, molecular function: DNA binding; structural constituent of chromatin; protein heterodimerization activity.
CCUAUUCAUACUUCUUUUAUUUUCCAGUUCCCUGUUGGCCGCAUCCACAGGCACCUGAAGUCUAGGACUACCAGCCAUGGGCGUGUAGGAGCCACAGCUGCUGUGUAUAGCGCUGCAAUCCUGGAGUACUUGACAGCUGAGGUUCUUGAGCUGGCAGGAAAUGCAUCCAAAGACUUGAAGGUGAAACGUAUCACUCCCCGUCACUUGCAGCUUGCAAUUAGAGGAGAUGAAGAGUUGGACUCUCUCAUUAAGGCAACAAUUGCUGGUGGUGGCGUAAUACCGCAUAUCCACAAGUCUCUCAUUGGAAAGAAAGGACAACAGAAGACUGUCUAAAGGAUACCAGGAUUCCUUGCUAUCUCAGGACUCGGAGUACUUAAUUGUCCAGUGUUGGUGAUUCCAGUGGACUGUAUCUGUGAAACACAAUUUUGCCUUUUGUAAUGUUGAGAAGCUAAAGCUCCCUUGAGCUUUCUAACAAACCAAAUUUCUGCAUUGAAGUCUUAACCGUAUUUAAGUGUUACCAUGGCUUCAAAGAAGCUAUUGUAUUUGUAGUGGGUUUUGAUCGAGCUGACUGUUUUUAGAUUGGUUUAAGUAAAGGAAAUGUUUGGUUUUGUACAGACUUUUCAUCCACUAGAGUGGAAAUAUUCAAUAAAUGUUAUAUCACGACUGA